Molecule: messenger RNA, 1079 nt
Organism: Neocloeon triangulifer
Lineage: Eukaryota; Metazoa; Arthropoda; Insecta; Ephemeroptera; Baetidae
Exons: 6
Coding region: 156-944 (262 amino acids)
Source: RefSeq, a predicted model, not a curated record
GCGAUCACUCUGGGAACCGCCCACCAUCAUCGAUCAUCAGAAUCCUCAAUCCAGUCUCCAGUCCAUCCUCCGAUGCGAAAGCUCUCGCACGCACUUGCCCUAAAAGUGCACAUUUAUGAUUUACAUUACCAAAAUUUUGGAGAUUAUCUUUAAAUAUGAACGAUUCAGAUGUUGCACGAGCCAGCGCUGAUAUGCAGCAAUAUAUGAUCUGCCAAUUCAAGUCUCCGCCUUGGGCUGACUAUGAUUCAGAGGAGAAUAUUUUUGUUGCCCCUUCGAGGUGGCUCGUGUCUAAUGAUGCAUCUGUGGGAGACGAUGAAUCGCAAAAGACUUCAGACGAAACUCGCAUCCUCAAAUGGCCGAGAGUGCCUAUUGGAAAGAAUUAUGUUAAGGAAUAUAAGAACAGAGAUGCAGACCUGGAAGUGACUUUCUGCAAUUACGAAGUGGAAGUGUUGUUCUCAUCCGAUGAUCCAAUUGAAAUUGAUGCCAAACUCCGAAACCUUAAGUCAUUCCAGUCCAUCUCAACUCCUCAUCCCAGAAGCCGCCAAGAACGAGCGAAAAGAGUUUUGGAUGGCAUUGCUUGCCCCCUUGGUAAACAAAUUAAGAUGAUUCCUAAUAGUGUUUCUCAGGACGAAACUGAAAAUCCCGGAAUAGGUCACCUUAAUUUGGAGGAACUGCCACAGUCUAGCUCUGUUAUUAAAGAUUCUGGUUUAGUCAAGUCAUCCAAGGUUGUGGAAGAUAUUGAGAAGGAAAUGGAAAUGUUGAACGAGUUGGGUGAUUUGAGCUUCGAUGAUGACACAGUUGUGCGCAAAAAUCUGCAGGAAGCCUUAGCCAAAAAUAACCUGGAUACAACCCCAAUAGAUAACAUACCAGACUCUCAAAUGUUUGAUGAUUGCCAAAAGGAAAGUCCAGAAGAAAAAGUAGAGGAUAAAAGUUUGCAGCAGUAAAGUUAUGAAGCUGAUGAUUUGACUCCAAGAAAAGCUCUCCUCACUGCUGAAUUGAAAUUAGAAAGGAAGGAAAAGGAAUUAGCAUUGCAAAGAGAGCAAAACGCGAUUCUUAAGCUACAACUGUCAGAGAAAGGC